Messenger RNA from Peronospora matthiolae, 1362 nucleotides. Lineage: Eukaryota; Oomycota; Peronosporomycetes; Peronosporales; Peronosporaceae. The record is from the annotation of a GenBank genome assembly.
AUGGAGAUCGAGCUCGCUUAUGGUGAAUCUCGCGGAUACUGGAAACAUUAUUCACCCGGGAAGUGGUUCAAACAAGCGAAAGCCGUUGGCAAGAUCAACAACGUAAAAGCUACUCUGUUAUUUGAUUCUGGUGCUGAAGUGUCGAUCAUUGACACCACCUUUGCUCGUGAGGUCGGUUGCAAUAUUGACGAAAGUCAACGACAAGAAUGUAUCGGGAUUGGAGAAACUCCGUACAUGACGGUAGGACGUACCAAGAUCAAGGUGACCCUCGCGGGAUCGCUGGUAUACUAUUUCAAUGUAUGGGUAGGCGAUCUGGCAGGGCAAGAAGCGAUUCUGGGUAUGGAUUUUAUGGUGCCUGCUGGAGUGCGGCUCGAUCUAGCGGAUGGCGCGCUAUGUCUACCAGAAGAAAUCCGCAUUCAUCUCGCAGGACGUCGCCCCGCGUACGGAUCGAAGAUACAACAUAUAACGGCGAAGGACCAACACGUGGUGAUCCCGGUCGGAGAGUCAAGGGAAGUGAAGAUCGGGAUCGGAGGGGCUAAGAUGAAGUUGUGGGUCGCUAGAGGACUAGAUUGGGUCCCCACUGUGAUCUCGGGGUGGGGUAAGACGAAAUACCUGCAGAUGACCAACAUUGGCGACCGUGAGAUCAUACUGCCCACCCACACUAUAUUAGGCAUGUGGGUCGAAGGCGAUAUGGUACCGCGAACUCAAGGUUUGGUGACAGUCGGGUCAGGGAAGUACAAGGAAUGGCAAACUCUGGCAUAUGAGGCUACGACGGAUCGAGUGAACGAACUCCCGAAAGAACAGAUCGGACCAUUGGUAGACCGUCCUACGUAUGCCGCUCCCAAACGCAUCUUGAAACGUCCGUCUGAUGCGUUACAGAACCUGUCUCCGGCGAUCUCCACGGUAACGCCGCAAGCUAACGAUGACGAUUCGCAAAAGGCAGAUGCUGUAGUUGCGAGGGAAGUAACGGUCAGGGGAGCCGAACUAUCGCGGAUGGAGAACGGUCAUGAGAUCGGUACCCAACAUGCAACGAAGGGAGACCGCGACACCGGUCAAGAAGGGCUACGUGACAGAUCGUCUCUACCGAAGGCUGAGCCGACUGACCGACUGUUGAAAUUGGGCCAGCCGGAAGAGACGAAGGAGCCUAGAGAAAAAAUAAUGCUAAAUACUGAAGACGUCGAGAUUGCAGAAAACCAGUUUAUCACCACGAGAGCGGAGAUUUGUUUGCGGAAGAUAUCGAGCAGCAUAUGGCCGUGCUACCAGAGAUGUCGGCGACUACGGAAGAAGUUACGAUUGAGGACAUUCAGAUCGGUGAUCCCGAUGUGCCUCUCACCACAGAUCAACAACGGCUCAGAUCGCUGA